AUGCUAGAAGACGACAUAUACCGAACCUCUACGCAAUUUCGCCUCUGGUCCUUCACAGAAGACUCCCUCCGGUCAAUCCGAGCUAAUACUAAUGCUGUUGCAAGCGAGCGAGUUCGUGCUGCCGUCCGCCGGGCCAGAGAAGCUCGACAACAAGCCUCCAUAGCUCCAACACCAGACCAAGGCACACCAAAUCCAAACCCAAAUGAUGGCGGUAGAGCCGUUACGCCAGCUCGAACAGGAGCAGGAAGCGAGCAGGAGAUAGAAUGUCUUACGCCAGACGAGGAGUUUGAGCUGGUACAGUACUUUUGUGAGAAGACUAUGGAGCUGGGAGACGAAUAUAAACCGCCUCUGCCUACAACAGUAAGGGCGACUGCGAUUCAGUAUCUUCGACGAUUCUACCUUACAAACUCCCCAAUGACCUACCACCCGAAAUCAAUCAUGCCGUGUGCGCUCUUCCUUGCUACAAAAACGGAUAACUUCUACAUGUCCCUCCGGUCAUUUACAGAACACAUACCCAAUUCGACGAUGGAAAGUAUAAUUGCUCCCGAGUUUCUUCUCACACAGGGCCUACGGUUUACGUUUGACGUACGCCACCCAUUUCGUGGAUUAGAGGGCGGGAUGAUGGAGUUGAAUGCCAUUGCAAAGGGAGAAGCUACACCAGGACCCCAUCUUCCAGGACUUACUCCAACUGGACUUCAGAAAUCCAUCCAGUCACUUCCACCUCCGCCUACUUCGAUAGCUGGGCCAGUGCCUGCUUCGCCUCUAGCUACCCGUUUGGCAAAAGUACACCACAAUACCAGAGAGAUCCUUAAGCAUUCUGCGCAAAUGACAGAUGCAUAUUUCCUUUACACCCCUUCCCAGAUAUGGAUUUCUGCAUUACUCAUUGCCGAUAGACCACUAGCUGAGUUCUACCUCGAAACAAAACUAGGCCCAGCCACCGCACCCCCUACAUCCUCAACUUCGCCUUCAGACAUGCUCUCCAAUAUACACGCUAAACUUAUUCCCGUCCUGCAGUCCUGCAGCGACUUACUUGCCUCUUACAUACAGCAUAAUGGAACAUCAAGUACUGUUCCCGGCUCAGCGAGGAUGAAGAGGCUAAAGCUGAUAGGGAAGAAGCUAUUUCACUGCCAGAACCCGGAAAGAGAAGAUAUCGUUGCAUUAAACAGGCUGCAGAAAGCGGGUGGUUCAGCUCUCCCCACAGGAGCUAAUACCCCUUCAGAACCAGUUGCUGCUCUGACUUCAGUUAAUGUAGCUGCUAUAAGCGAGGAGCAAGACGUGGAAAAUGAUAUAGAUCGCGCCGCUAAAAAGCGCAAAUUGGAGAGUGAAAAGCCUGGGGGAAUGGACACUCCCUUCGGAGGGGAGCUGAAGAAGGGAUGA
Molecule: messenger RNA, 1377 nt
Organism: Trichophyton rubrum CBS 118892
Lineage: Eukaryota; Fungi; Ascomycota; Eurotiomycetes; Onygenales; Arthrodermataceae
Exons: 2
Coding region: 1-1377 (458 amino acids)
Biological process (GO): regulation of cyclin-dependent protein serine/threonine kinase activity; regulation of transcription by RNA polymerase II
Cellular component (GO): nucleus; transcription factor TFIIK complex
Molecular function (GO): cyclin-dependent protein serine/threonine kinase regulator activity
Source: RefSeq, a predicted model, not a curated record